Molecule: messenger RNA, 1047 nt
Organism: Candidozyma haemuli
Lineage: Eukaryota; Fungi; Ascomycota; Pichiomycetes; Serinales; Metschnikowiaceae
Exons: 1
Coding region: 1-1047 (348 amino acids)
Source: RefSeq, a predicted model, not a curated record
AUGGCGACAGAGGAUACGCUAGCACAAGCCAGAAGUCGAAAUGAGGCGUUGCAUCAGUCUCUAAAGGCGUUAAUGGAGAGUAAUAAGGUUAACGAGCCUGACCCAUUUGAGAAAAGUGACGGGAACGGGACUUUCUUUGAAGAGUUCAAGAGUAACAUUGAAGCCAUCAAGAAGAGCAGCUACGCUCCAAGAAAGACCAAAGAAAAGGAUGAAGAAAGUCAAAAAGUCGCCAAAAGCAUUCAAGAUCCACCCAGGUUAGCUCCUCCCAGCGAAGAACCCACGCGUCGCCAAAACACCGUCAGACACCAGGAUAUGCUUCUAUCGAAGCUUGAAAGACAAAGCAUCACCAUUGAAACGCUCGAAGCCGAGAUUCGAAAACUACGUCUUCAAAACCAGCAAUUGCGUGAAACCAACCACGGUCUACGAGCCAAAGCCGCCCAGCGGCCCGAACCUAAAACCGUAGCAUUCCAAAGUGCCCCAGCACAAGCUGCCAAUGUACUGCCCAUACACAACAAGGAGAACGAGACCCUCAGGGCGCGGGCGGUGGAGGCAGAGAAUAAGGUGCACCGCCAACAAAACACUAUAGAAAAGCUUCGCACCGGCUUGGCCCUUGUUCACCACCGGUACAUUGAAGCCAAGCGGAAAUGGGACACCAGCCUAAGCAUCAGCGCGUUCCAGGAAAGGGUCAUUCUCGACCUCAAGGCGAAACUAGCAUUUACGUCUACGGGCAACGAGGACCACCAGCGGACAGUGGACUCCACCGAACAUCUUCUCAAUGGCUGCGAAAUUGGUCCUGAGCAAGCCUUUGAAAGCGACUACGCAGAUACCACGCAGCUUAUUCUUGGGUACCGCAGCGGUCCCAACGGCAGCACCAGCGGCGCCACAGACGCCUACGACCAUUUGGCCCGGCAAGAUCUGGGGCGGGAGCCGCGUGUGGCUAAUAAAAGAAUAUUGAAAAAAGCUGCUCUAGCUGCUCUCUUUGUGGCCAGAGUGACCCGGGCCACCCAGGCGUCGAGAAGCAUGACAGAGGGCCAAGUAUGGCGGUAA